UCAUAUAAAUUAUCAUUCCAAGUAAAGACCAAAACAAACGGCGUGCUCAAAGUGAGCGUAGUUUUGAACAGGAUCAGAUACACUUUGCCUUCACGAUGACCGACAACCUUACUGCUGUGCUAAAAUGUGUCCAUGACAUUCAAUUGGAGGACAGAAAAAUACCCGAGCCGGCUCCGGGCGAGGUUCUGAUUCGCAUGGACUCUGUGGGCAUCUGUGGCUCAGACGUACAUUACUGGACACAUGGAGCCAUCGGCGAUUUCGUGGUUAGAGCCCCAAUGGUUCUUGGCCAUGAAGCGGCUGGGAUUAUUGAAAGAUGUGGAGAUCUAGUCGAAGGGCUUAAAAAAGGAGAUCGAGUCGCCAUUGAACCGGGUGUUUGUUGCCGUCGAUGUUCCUUUUGCAAGGAAGGGCGUUACAAUCUAUGCCUUGAAAUGAAAUUUUGUGCCACUCCUCCGAUUGAUGGAAAUCUAUGUCGGUUUUACACUCAUGCAGCGGAUUUCUGCUACAAACUCCCGGACAAUGUUUCCUUAGAAGAGGGCGCAUUGAUGGAACCAUUGGCUGUGGGUGUACAUGCUUGCACCAGAGCUGGAGUUACCCUGGGUUCGAAAGUCUUGAUCUGUGGGGCAGGGCCUAUUGGUUUGGUAAAUCUACUCACCGCCAAAGCCAUGGGAGCAUCCGAGGUUGUCAUAACGGAUAUUGACGCGCACAGACUGAAGGUGGCUAAAGAAAUGGGAGCAACUGGCACUUACUUGGUUCAAAAGGGAGUUACCAAUGAUCAAAUGAUCGAAGAAAUCAGUGGUCAAUUCGGCGGAGAAAUGGCGAAUGUAGGCAUUGAAUGUAGCGGUGCGGAAUCGAGCAUUCGUUUGGCCAUUUUUGCCACGAAAUCGGGAGGAGUUGUGGUCUUGGUAGGGUUGGGUGCGUCCGAAAUCACCAUGCCUAUUGUCAAUGCCUGUGUCCGAGAAGUGGACAUUCGAGGCAUCUUCCGGUAUGCUAAUUGUUAUCCCAAAGCUAUUUCGAUGGUCGCCUCUGGAGCAGUGAAUGUCAAGCCCUUAAUAACUCACCGAUUCCAAUUGGAAGAGAGCGUUGAAGCCUUUAAAACAGCCAAAACUGGGGCUGGUGGAGCCAUCAAGGUCAUGAUCAAGUGCAAGAACGAAGGUUAGAAUUUUCUUGACAACUUUUACAUGUUCGUCAAUACUUCGAACAAGGAAAUCGCGGCCAAAUAAAAACCGGUAAUUUUAA
Tigriopus californicus is the source of this 1236-nucleotide messenger RNA. RefSeq names its product sorbitol dehydrogenase-like. Gene Ontology annotation, molecular function: L-iditol 2-dehydrogenase (NAD+) activity; zinc ion binding. Bases 96 to 1157 code for a protein of 353 amino acids. The record is from RefSeq and is a predicted model, not a curated record. Gene Ontology annotation, biological process: D-sorbitol catabolic process. Lineage: Eukaryota; Metazoa; Arthropoda; Copepoda; Harpacticoida; Harpacticidae. The transcript is spliced from 3 exons.